AAACAAACAACAAAUUUCGAGGUUAUUUAUUUGUCAAAUCGUUUUGCGUAUUUUACGAUUGACGAAUGUAAAAUACACCAAUAUAGAAAAUUAAUUUACAUGUUAAAAUUGUAUUUUGUAGGUACCACGUGAUUUGUUUUUUUAUCGUAUGUAUCUGGAACGAAUACCAAAGAUUACACUAUGUUGUUUGAUGUUCAUGCACAUUCAGGCCUCCGGAUAUACAGCACAAUCACAAGAUCAGACAAGUUCAAGAACAAACACACUAUUUGACGACGCCGAUGAUAUUCAGAGGCAGCUCGACAAUGAAGCCAGGGAUAGGAUCAAGUAUGGACGACCGAAAACAAUAUGGGUAUUCCAUUUUCCCACACAUUUUCCUGAGCACAAUUCCUUGAUAGACCCCACAGAGUCUCAAAUGAGAUGUCCACGGGAUGUAAGAGUUCGUAAAAGUAACAAAAGAGAAGAAGAAGAUGACGUGAUGACGCCACCGUUGCCACCGUUUCGAGAUUGGGACUACAAUGAUCAGGCGAAAUGGCCCCUACAGUUUCCCGAAUGCGGUGGGAAGUCCCAGUCCCCAGUUGACUUGCCUAUCGCCGGACUGAUCAAGUCGAGAGGAGCGAGGGCUCUGCUCUUCCAGAACUAUGAUGUACAGGCGAAGGCUUUGACCUUGAUGAACGAUGGCAAACGAGUAAUACUCUUCGGCGAAUGGCGAAUCGACCAGCGGCCUCUAAUCUACGGGGGUGCAGCUCACAGCCGGCGGUACCUCUUCCACCACCUCACAUUGCACCUCCCAGCGGAACAUACAGUAGGAGGCCUUCAAUAUCCCCUGGAAACACAAGCGUUCUACGUGUCGGCUGAGUAUCAGAAUAUGGGGCAGGCUUUGGACGCCUCGCCGAGCGACCCUCAGGCUUUUCUUGCGGUCUCUAAUUUGUAUAAGUAUGCAAACCACACACACAAAGGUCUGGAAGACCUUCUGGCAUCGGCUAAGCAAGUGGGUUGGCGCAACGGGACCCUUUGCGGCAAGUCCCUGAGUUUCUUCAACCCGCCCUUCAAGGAGUACGCCUGUUACCAAGGAUCAAUGACCGCUCCGCCGUGCACGGAGUCCGUUCUGUGGCUGAUCAGAGGAAGGACCCUGUCUGUCACGAGGAGCACGGUGGAGGAAGCUCAAACACUGUUAAUCUCAGAGACUGAACCCAAGCAUUUGUUCUUCAGAAGUACGCAACCGUUGAACGACAGAAAAGUUUACCUUUUCAAAUAGGCUCUGUGUCAGCCAUUUUGGUAUAUCAACCGAGGGUUCGUCCUGCUUUGGCGAUCCACGAACGCUAACGCGAUGCGAUCCGAGGCGAAAACAGAUGUAUGAUGUGCAAUGCCGUACUGCGCAACGUUACAGAGGCCAUUUUAACAAAAUCGCAUCGCUACGCAUUGCGAUCGCUCACAGAGUGCCUCUAUAUUGAAAACUACACACCACAUCUAUGAUAAGGUAAAGAAAAUUUCAAUUAAUAAUUUAUACUGUUAUGUUGAACGUAAAAUAAUAACGACUAUUCCUUUCGCUUAAUGAAUUAAUAACAAGAUAUUUGAACAUCAGUCACUUGUGUGUAUUUAAUUUCUACUUCUUGUACGUGAAUUUACUCCUCUGUUAGUCUUGCUGUAAUUAUUUAAAGCUUGUAAAAUAAACU
Messenger RNA from Helicoverpa armigera (cotton bollworm), 1673 nucleotides. Its product is annotated as carbonic anhydrase 6. Gene Ontology annotation, molecular function: carbonate dehydratase activity; zinc ion binding. Lineage: Eukaryota; Metazoa; Arthropoda; Insecta; Lepidoptera; Noctuidae. The transcript is spliced from 9 exons. The record is from RefSeq and is a predicted model, not a curated record. The coding region runs from base 149 to 1255 and encodes 368 amino acids.